Teleopsis dalmanni is the source of this 1080-nucleotide messenger RNA. RefSeq lists its product as uncharacterized. Bases 125 to 889 code for a protein of 254 amino acids. The record is from RefSeq and is a predicted model, not a curated record. The transcript is spliced from 2 exons. NCBI's taxonomy places the organism in Eukaryota, Metazoa, Arthropoda, Insecta, Diptera, Diopsidae.
UGUCAAAAUUUUAUGAAAGUAUUCUAAUAUGGCAACGCAAGAAAUGAAAAGUCAAAUAUUCUUAGUGUAUUAAAAAAAUGUGAACGGUUUGCUUUACAACUUUUACGGAGGUCGCUGUGAGAAAAUGGCAGCAUUAAGUCUUUGGCGACAACUUCGCCUAAAUCAACUAAGACUUGGUACAAGUUUAGUUGUAUUCGGCGACAUCACACCAUCGACAUAUGCAACAAACAGAUGUGCCAUAACCACAUUCCGAAGUAUAUCCAACAAUGACUUAAAAUCUGAGAAUAAGAAGCUUGAUGUAAUUUCAUCUGUAUGUCGCUGUUAUUCUACAGAAAAACGUGAGACACCCAAACAUGAAGACCUCGAACGCGUAUAUCGAAAUUUAGAACACAAUUUACCAAAAUUGUUUAUACAGCCACAUGAUUACUCAAUAUAUAGUCCAAAUCUUAUAUUUCAGAAUAAUAUAACCGGUAAACAUACUGUCGGUCUUUACCAUUAUGUAAAACAAAUUGCUCUGUUGCGUACAGUUGGGCAUUUAAAAUACGCAUAUGUGAAAUUCGAAGUACUAAAAAUAACUAAACAUACAGAAGACUAUACCAUUAAAAUACGUUGGCGUGUACGUGGUAUUUCUGGUUUAAAAGUAAUGUUUAACUUUUGGAAAUAUAAACUUUGGCAGUUUAAGCAAAUGUUUGAAGAACAAGAGUCUUGGUAUGAUGGAUUUUCAAUAUGUUAUUUGGGUGCAGAUGGUUUAAUUAUCAAGCAUGUUGUUGACAAAGUAAUGCCGGAUCAAACACAAGAGAAAGUUGGAAUAAAUCCAUCACCGCCAACAAUACCAGAAGGAAAUCUCGCAGCAACUUCACCAAAGCUUUAUUCAAAAAACGCAAACUAGUUCUUAAUUAAAUAGUUCACUGAAAUAUUGAUGAUUUAUUUUUAACUAAUAUCGAGUUUAAAUCAAAUAAUCAGCGAUAUAAUUAAUAUAUACCGAUGUUAGAAAUUCGAUGCAGUAAAUGAUACUGUUUGGACUUGUUACUAUAAUAUAAGAUUGUCUUUUGGUUUUUUUAAUUAAAAUUAUAGUAUUUU